Messenger RNA from Capra hircus (goat), 5958 nucleotides. It is a transcript of the gene RAMP3, whose product is annotated as receptor activity modifying protein 3. Gene Ontology annotation, molecular function: coreceptor activity. Gene Ontology annotation, cellular component: cell surface; membrane; signaling receptor complex. The record is from RefSeq and is a predicted model, not a curated record. Bases 36 to 488 code for a protein of 150 amino acids. The transcript is spliced from 3 exons. NCBI's taxonomy places the organism in Eukaryota, Metazoa, Chordata, Mammalia, Artiodactyla, Bovidae. Gene Ontology annotation, biological process: cellular response to hormone stimulus; receptor internalization; intracellular protein transport.
GUCACAGCUGGACCGCGCGCGACAUCUGGCCAGCCAUGGGGACAAGAGCGCUGCGGCGCCCCUACUUUUUCCCACUACUGCUGCUUCUGCUGCUCUGCGGGGAGUCUCCCCCGGUGGGUGGCUGCAAUGAGAAGCGUAUGUUGGCCAUGCUGCCCCGCUGUGGCAAGACCUUCGCCGAAAAGAUGAUGAAGGUAGAGGUCUGGAAAUGGUGCAACCUCUCGGAGUUCAUCGUGUACUACGAGAGCUUCACCAACUGCACGGAGGUGGAGACCAACGUGGUGGGUUGCUACUGGCCCAACCCCUUGGCUGAGAGCUUCAUCGCCGGCGUCCAUAGGCAGUUCUUCCAAAACUGCUCGGUGGACAGGCAAGACUGGGAGGACCCCCCAGACGAAAUUCUUAUCCCGCUGAUCACCGUGCCCGUCCUGCUGACCAUCGCCAUGACUGGUGUGGUGGUGUGGCGCAGCAAACACACCGAACAGGUGUUGUGAGGGCCUGGUGAGCCCGAGGGGCCAUGCCUGGAGAGAUGGAAGAAAGUUCUGCAGGGCUGAUUGAACUGGUGCUUCAGCUGCCCCUGAACCUUGCCCCGGUGGUCUUGGGCUGGUGAUAGAGAAAACGUGCUGUGGCUGGAGCUUGUGUGCUGGGCGCAGAUCACCGUUGCUUCACCUGCGCUGUCCCAGGAUGGGCUGGGGCCUCUGGUGUUCCCAGUACCAAGUCCCUUAGGGCCCUGCCCUGGCCUGACCUUGACCCCGCCUCCUAACUGACUCUACCCCUGACCCCAUCUCCCACUCUGACCCCACCCCUGGUUCUGGUCCCACCCCUGAUCCUGGCCCCACCUCCUACUCUGACUCCACCCCUAGUCCUGGCCCCAUCUCCUAUCCUGACUCCACCUCCUACUCUGACACCACCCCCAGCCUUGGCCCUACCACAGUGUCUCUGCUCUGAAAAGGUGUGCCUAUUCCCACCCCACUCCAGUACUCUUGCCUGGAAAAUUCCAUGGAUGGAGGAGCCUGGUAGGCUUCAGUCCAGGUGGUCGGAAAGAGUCGGACACGACUGAGCAACUUCACUUUCUUUCAUUCCCACCUGGCUGGGGGUGGGGCAGUAAAGUGUUUUGUGGGUCCUCACUUUGCAGGCCUUGGGUCCUCCUGAUGGGGAGCCCACUUAGAGAGAAUCUGGAAGACAGAAUUGAACUGGGAGCUCCAAGGAGCCACAGGAUAGCUUGCGACCUGCGGUCUGUGGCCGCAGCUGGUGUGGGCCUCCUUGGUAAUGUGCCCCUCUAAGAGCAAGGCCUCAGGGUAGGGGCCUUGUGCGCUCUGCUGGCUGAGCUCUGUCUGCUGUGCCUGUGCUUUCUGUGAGUAAAGAGACAUGCUGCUUCUGAGGUUUCCAGUUUUAUUUCAGGGAAUUCACAGAGACUCUGCCCGGCCUCUUGGAACUGGCAAGUCCCCCAGGCCCAUUUUACAGACAGGGAGUGAUUGAGGCUCCAGGAGGUCAGAGGUCAGAGCAGCAAAGAGAGCCUCAAACCAGGGGAGUGUGGGCAGGUGGGAGGGAUCUGCUAUCCAGCUCUCAGAGGUUUUGUGCUUCCCACUGGCUCCCUGCGCUUUGAGGAAAGAGGGGAGACUUCAUCUUUCUGGCAUUUCGAGGUUGCCUCGGGCUUGCUAGGACCCCCGCCUGGUCCUGGGGACUUGGGAGCAGAUGGUGGAGGCGCUUUGUCCGCAAGCCUCUCUCUGGUCCCCGGCGGCGUUCCAGUUCCGUAGUCAGUGCUUUUGAAUGUGGGCGGUUUACUUCAGCACCGUCUUGCUGGGGCCCGGAAGUGGGGUCGUGGCUGUGAGUGGAUGUGGAGGGAACCUAGCAGGGCAGUCCUUAUGUCCUUCAGAGGCCUUACUCCUCUUCCUGCCCAGAGGUGCAGGGGGUCCCCUGAGGUUGCUGGUUCUCUGCAGGUGCCCACGGGUGCAGAUGCCCACAGGUGCAGAUGCCCACAGGUGCAGGGACGGGAUGGGAAUCUCCUGGCACUUCCGGUUCCUGAGGCAGCUUCAGCCAAGGAACAGAGGCUGUGAUCUCAAUGUGUAUCCACAGUGCCUCUGGAGCAUCGCCCACCAUGCAGGUCUCUGCUGGUCAUCUGUGAACUGACCGACUGCUGAUGAGAUAACCUGUGGAGGCCCGGAGGCGCAGUGCUUUUGGGUUUCAGACCAUCUCAAGCCUUUAAAAUGUUGGUUCUCUUCUCAGAUGGUGCCCUGGGGGCCCUGCAGCUGCGGAGGGAGUGCAACCCAGCCCCUGCUGGCCCUGGCCACACCCUGUGUGGGGAGCCCCUGGAGGUUGUGUGUGUCUUCCCUGCCCCAGGGAUUCUCACUUCCCAGGUUGCCUGAGAGCCCGGGCCCCCAGAGCUGCACCAAGAGGCUACUCUUGUGUGCACAUGGCUAUCCAAUGAUGCUUCUUGGCUGAAGACCCCACUCUUACCAAGACUGGAGAACCUCGUAACUGUGGGCCUGGCACUGGGCCGCCUGACCGCCCUUUUAGCUCUCUAGCACGCUUUCUUCAUUAUGCUAACUUUAGUUUAAUUUUAGUGACCCCCUGACCCCACUGAGCCUUCUGACCUUCAGGCUAGUCCUGUCCAGCCCUGGCUUGCUGCCUCCCUCCCACCCAGCCUGGUCUACUGGUCACAGCUUUGUAUGCUCUGUCAGUCCGUUGGCCCCACAUUUUCACUUAUUCAUGGGUUUUUCUAGGACAUGGAGGGUCCUGGGUGCCAGGCCACACAAGGAAUGUGUGUGUAUACGUUUGUGUGUAUAUGUGUGUGCAUUUCUGUCCCUCUUCCCCCAGCUCCGUACAAGGGGGUGCCAUGUCUCUCUACUUUCUAGACAAGGAGUCUAGAUAUAGUGUUUUCCUGGGAGGGCCAGGAUUUCUCAUCCCCUCCACUCUGAGCUCUGUGUUACAGAGACUAAAUUCCGGGCAUGAACAGCUAAGAUGUCAGGCCUCCCUCUCCCUGGCCAGACCUCACUGACAGUUAAGAGGGAGCUCUACCCCAGGCUCAGCUUGCUCUCACUUCAGUUCACCUGUACAGUGGAGGCUCCUGCCAGGAGAGGCGAGUGGAGAAGACCAGAAGCUGCUGCCUGCACCCAAUAUGCUGUUCAUAAAGUGAGGGUGUUACGCUACUGUCCACAAUCCCAGCUCCAGGAGAGUGGGUCAGAGAUCUUCCCAAGGGCAGAGACAACUGUAAGGAUGGGCAGCUCUGAAGCUCUCUCCAUAGGAACUGACUUUAAUUAGAAGAUAGUGUAGGGAAGUCCAAGCCUAAGGGAGCUCUCGAGAACCGGGAGAAUUUUGGUGGUGAGCAGUGACAAGCGACUGGCAGCUCUACGUUGGAGGUGAGCGUGAAAGGGCGCUGGCAGCUCCAUGAGAGCACAAGUUAAACCACAGGCAGUUGGAUUUCCCACCAGAGAUAAGUGGGAACAGAGACACUUACAAGAGCCCUCACGGGGUCAGAGAAAACCUCAUAGCGUGUGCGAGCUGUGUGAGCUCAUUUGCUUCAGUUGUGUCCGACUCUUUACCACCCCACGGACUGUAGUCUGCCAGGAUCCUCUGUCCAUGGGAUUCUCCAGGCAAGAAUACUGGAGUGGGUUGCCAUGCCCUCCUCCAGGAGAUCUUCCCCACCCAGGGAUCGAACCUCAUAGACUGGCCUUAAAAUCACCCCACCAAGGAGCUCAGAUUUAAUUGGGUUAGAAUGUGGAGCAUUGAUGUCCCAGGUCAUCGUCAACACAACGGAGCAGUCAGCUAGACACCAGUGGAGUCUGAGAGCUGACAGUGAUACCCACAGAGACAGCAGAUUCCCAGAGAUCAGACCCAAGGACAUCAAAAGAAGCCCCAGCAGAGGCUCUGUGGUCUUGGGCAUGUGUGCUAAGCGGAGGGCUAUGCUCUCUGAGAACGACACUUGAGCUCAUGCUGACAUUCCAGCCAGUCCACCCAUGACCAGCAUUCAAGCGUCAGUGUCUGUCCCAAAUUUGUCCCUCGUCCUUCAGUACCCAUGACAGACGUGCCUCCAUCUUACUCACGCAUGCAGAUCAGCCCAGGUCAUGUGCCCUCGAGGGCGUUGGUGCAGAACUUGACCGGGGUGUGUGUUCUGUGUGGACUUCUGCACAGUGAAGGGGUGCUGGCGCUGCAGGGGGCCACCUGGGUCCAAUCCCAGCCUAGUCACUUGUGAUGUGACCUUCAACAAGUAUGUGCCCUCUGCACAGGUAGGUUCCUGGUCUACACAGGGCCUUGGGAGGAUGGGAUGAGAUCAUCCACACAGCUUCCUGAGCCUGGCACACAGUGGAUAUGGUCAGUGUUAUUAUGGAAAGUCUGGGCUGGGUUCUGGAUGGGGGAGCCCCCAGCAUGUCGCUUCAUGGAGGGUGAUACUGUGGGAGUGGAAGAUGGUCCCAGGGGAUGUGUUGAGUGGGGAGCAAAGAGAGCUUGGGGCAAAGUCACCCCAAGGGUUCUAAUCUGAGGAAAGAGGACCCCAGGCAACAGCGAGGGAGUGAGAGAACCAGUUUCCAGACGGCAUCAAAUGCCGCUGAGGGAUCCAGUUCACAGAAACCAAGAAGAAUUCCUGGGGUGUGGUCAGGUGGGAAUCCUUGGACCCCUCCCAGAACCACCUCCUGUCUUGGAAAGCAACAGGAUCAAGAAUAUGUCACCCACGGUGGGAAGAUUAAGUGGAUUCAUUUGGGUCCUCAUGGAGGGAGGGACACUCCUGACCUCUUGAUGUCCCCCCAACCCCAGACAGCAGGCUGUGACUACACAAGGAAUGCUUUUGGGAGACUGAUCCUGCUGGGACUGUUGAAGAUUCCAGAAAGCAGAGCCGGUGGAUGACCGGUGGGCCAGUGGGUUGGGGGCUUGGGUGGUCAUGAAGGGUGUGGGAAGGGUGUUGAGGGGCAGGCGGGCAGCCACCAGCUCAGGACUACAAAAAUCCAACCAGAGAUCUCAGAAAGGUAUUAAACAGAGAGGCGGCCCCUUGCCAGGAGACUUGUGGGGACAAAUUUGAGGGAUGGAGUAAGGAGUCUUGUCAAUGCAGAGGCUCCCCCCACAUCCCUGCCUCCUUAGUGGCUGGUCUAGCCUCUGGCAAAGCAGACCCAUCCUUUCCCCAUGAACAGAGUUCUGAGUGGAGGGAAGUUGGAUGUCCUCUUGGGGAGCAGGAGUUCCCGACAAGGAGGCAGAGAUGAGCAGGGGGAAGGGGCCAUUGAGAUGUGUGAGCAGUAGCCAGGAGGCCAGAGUUAGCCUGAUAGAGGGAUGGAGGACUCGAGGGGAGAGCAGUGGAGGGUGGAGGUGGACAGACCCUAUGGAGCUGGGUGGGACAAGGUGAGGAUUUGGUUUUCAUUCUGAGUCAUUAUAGUCACGUAUAGGUGGAGCACACCAUAGGUGGAGCCAAGGUACCGAGUAACAUUGAAAUGAUAAAGGCAUGCUCCAGUUAUCAUGGAAUCACUCCUUCAUAUUUACUGUUAUUUAAUGAGAAGGAGUGGGACUUUCUGAGUGAUGCAGCUGUCUAUAAGGCUUUUAAAUGUAAUUUUUAACCACAAGGCUUAUACUGUUUAUACAAAUAGCACAUAUGGUCUCUUAGAGCUUUUUAAAUGGUUAAAAAUAAAAGCUUACUAAUGGAGGGGAAAAAAGUGGAUGCAUUUGGGACUUCCCUGGUGGACCAGUGGUUAAGAAUUCAUCUGCCAGUGCAGGGGACAUGGCUAUGAUCCCUGGUCUGGGAAGAUUCUACAUGUCUCAGGGCAAUUAAACCUCUGCAUCAGAACUUGCAACCUACAACUACUGAGCCUGCGUGCUGCAACUGCUGAGGCCCUAGCACUUGAAUCUAUGUUCUGAAGCAAGGGAAGCCGCUGUAACGAGAAGCUUGUGCACUGUAAGGAAGAGUAGCCCCUGCUUGCCAAAACUAGAGAAAGCCCAUGUGUUGCAGUGAAGAUCCAGGACAGCCAAAUAAAAUAAAGAAGCAAA